Molecule: messenger RNA, 631 nt
Organism: Pieris brassicae (large cabbage white)
Lineage: Eukaryota; Metazoa; Arthropoda; Insecta; Lepidoptera; Pieridae
Gene: pirk
Exons: 1
Coding region: 33-404 (123 amino acids)
Source: RefSeq, a predicted model, not a curated record
UCGUGGUCGUAAGACGCUUAGAGAAAUUAAAUAUGAAAAAAUACUCAGUACUCGGUAACAAGAAGAAAGUGACCAUGGAGGUUAAUGUUGCCCGCCUGAAAGUGGUCGGGAAUAAUUGUAUAAUUCGCGUUCAAAGUAACCAAGGUGAUGUCGAAGUGAUUGGCAAUGAUUGCCGAGUGGAAAUCAAGGAAAAUUAUGGAAAUGUCAACUUAGUCGGCAGUGGAAGUACAAUCACGAUUGAGAGGCGCUUAAAAGGUGAUAAUGUCUCUAUUGUGGGACCAAAUUGUCAUCUUUUGGUGGACGGAAAAGAGAAGAGGCUUUCCAAUUAUGAAGCCCAGCUAUCCCCUUUCAGUAAGGACCUGGAUGACGUCAUCGAGUCAAUCUUUACAUUCGUGAUGCGAUGAAGAUGUAGAGACUAAAAAUGUGCCCCAAAUUUCUGUGAACGUGUUUAGUUCGGAGAAUGUACCUACUUCGUGGACUGAAGGAGGUUGAUGACCUCGUGUCAAGUUUUUUGUGAUCGUAUUGAGAUGAACGUGCCUUCGUAUCCACUAGAAAUCUCCGCGAAGAUAUUCUAGAUAUUAAACAAAUAAAUUUAAGAGAAAAGAUCUGUGGUUUUUAAUAAAUGUGCUUU